AUGGAGACAGUUGAAUGCAGAGUGGUCAUCAGGUUCCUGUACUUGAGAGGCCGCACACCAAAGGAGACUUUCGAUGAGAUGAAAGAUAUUUAUGGGGAGGAUGCUCCAUCGUAUGACGUUGUUAAGCAUUGGCAUCGUCAGUUCAAGUGUGGCCGGACAUUGGUGGAAACGGCUCCCAUUCUCGGGGGACCACAGUCUUCCAUUCAUGAAGACACUAUCCAGCAAGUGGAGUUCACCAUUUUGGAGGAUCGCCGCAUAACCGUUCGUCAACUAGCCCAAGAUGUCAAGAUCAACUGUGGGAAGCAGGAACGAGUCCAGAGCUCCCAGGCUCUUUUGACCAUGUGCCAAGAAAACCAGGAGGAGUUCUUCGACAGACUAAUCACGCAGGACGAAACAUGGGUCCAUCACUAUGAUCCAGAGACUAAAGCCCAGUCGAAGCAGUGGAGGCAUUAUGACUCACCAUCUCCGAAGAAGGCACGUGUCCAACCCUCAGCGGCCAAGAAAUUGCGGGAGGCCAUCAAAAGCGAGAGGCGUGGCAUGCUGACCAAAGGGGUCCGCCUCCUGCAAGACAACGCCCCGGUUCACAACGCGCAUGUUGCCCAGACGAAAGCACGGUCCUGCGGCUAUGAAAUUCUUCCUCAUCUCCCUUACCCUCCAGACCUCGCACCAUCUGACUUCCACCUCUUUCCAGUCAUGAAGGUAUUUUUGAAGGGCAAGCUCUUCUCAGACGAUGAAAUGCUUAUUUCCGAGGUCAAGUCGUAG
Molecule: messenger RNA, 762 nt
Organism: Scylla paramamosain (green mud crab)
Lineage: Eukaryota; Metazoa; Arthropoda; Malacostraca; Decapoda; Portunidae
Product: histone-lysine N-methyltransferase SETMAR-like
Exons: 3
Coding region: 1-762 (253 amino acids)
Molecular function (GO): nucleic acid binding
Source: RefSeq, a predicted model, not a curated record